AAUUAACUUCUGGGAAAAAUAUAUUACACUAUGGAAUAUGGACAUAACGUGUAUGAGAUUUACUAUUAUCUUGGCUGGCUAAUUUAGUGGAUGUUAACGUGACAUGUUAGUUAAACUAUUUUUCCUACAGAGAGACAGCUCUGGCAAAUGUAGUGUAAGAACGCCCUCUAUCGGUCGGUUUUAACUUCGCAUUUUUACAAACUGCUUGUUUCAGUUUCUCAAACACGGAACCUGGAAACUCCUCGGUUAAGGUAAAAUAAAACUUGAUUUCUCUCGCUCUGUCUCUCUGGUAGAGCAUUGUUUUCGCUGCAUAGGGUCUAGUUAAAGUUACAACUUUCCAGAUUGUGGAUUUUCGACUGGGUAAUGUUAAAAGCUGGGAACUUCACAUAGUAAAAUGGCAGAAGCCAGUAUUUUGUGGGACCAGUUCAGCUGUUCAAUCUGUUUGGAUCUACUGAACGUUCCGGUGACGAUCCCCUGUGGACACAGUUACUGCAUGAGCUGCAUUACAGACUGCUGGAAUAAAGAUGAUCAGAAGAGAGUUUACAGCUGCCCUCAGUGCAGACAGACCUUCACUCCAAGACCUGCUUUAAACAAGAAUGUGAUGUUUGCUGGAAUGGUGGACAACCUAAAGAAGACAAAACUCCAAAUAGUUCGUCCUGCUCUCAGUUAUGCUGGACCUGGAGAUGUGGAGUGUGACGUCUGCACUGGAAGGAAAUGUAAAGCUGUAAAGUCCUGUCUAGUGUGUCUGGAAUCAUACUGUCAAAGUCACUUUGAGCGACAUGAGGAAUUUCACUCGGGUAGUAGACGACACAGAGUGACUGAAGCCACUGCACGACUGCAGGAGAUGAUCUGCUCUGAACACGACAGACUGAUGGAGGUUUACUGCCGUACUGACCAGCAUUGUAUUUGUUUGCUAUGUACGAUGGACAAACACACAAAUCACGAUACUGUUUCGGCUGAAGCAGAGAGAUCUGAGAAACGGAAACAGCUGUGCGACAUACAAAGAAAGACCCAUCAGAGAAUCCAGGAGGGAGAGAAAAAGCUUCAGGAGCUGAAAGAGACUGUGAAGACUCAUAAGCGCUCUGCACAGGCUGCAGUGGAGUACAGUGAGAGGAUCUUUGCUGAGCUGAUCCGCUCCAUUAAGAAAAGCCGAUCUGAGGUGACACGGAUGAUCAGAGAUCAGGAAAAGGAUGCAGUGAGUCGAGCUGAAGGACUCUUGAAGCGACUUGAGCAGGAGAUUGAUGAUCUGAGGAGGAGAGAAGCUGAUCUGGACCAACUUGCUCUCACUGAUGAUCACAUACAUUUCCUUCAGAGUUUCCAGUCUCUCUCUGUUCCUCCUGUAUCCACAGACAGCAGUAAUGUCAAUUCUCUCCUCACUUAUGAUGAUUUUUCUCUAUCUGUCUCUAUGCUAAGAGGAAAACUUGAAUACGUCUGCAAAGAAGCAACAGAAAAUAUAUUUGGUAAAGUUGUGACAUACAUUGAGCUUGUUACUGCCACUGAAUUCAGGACCAGAGAUGACUUCUUGCAAUAUUCCUGUGAGCUCACACUGGAUUCGAACACUGCACAUAAAUACCUCCGUCUUUCUGAGGGCAACAGAGUGGCUAAUUUUAUUGGGGCUGACCAGCCGUACCCUGUUCAUCCGGACAGAUUUCAUGUUUUUUCUCAGGUGUUGUGUAGAGAGAGUGUGGGUGAGCGCUGUUACUGGGAGGUGGAGUGGAGUGGGAUGGCUGGGGUGGGAAUAUCGGUGUCAUAUAAGAGCAUCGGCAGGAAAGGAGAUGGUGAUGAUUGUGUCUUUGGAUUUAAUGAUCAGUCCUGGAGAUUGUCCUGCUCUGACUCCAGGUUUGCGUUCAGACACAAUCAGAAAGAAAUAAAACUUCCUGUAGUCUCCAGCUCCUCUACAAUAGGAGUGUAUGUGGAUCAUAGUGCAGGAAUUCUUGCCUUCUACAGUGUCUCUGACACAAUGACCCUCAUCCACAGAAUUCAGACCGUAUUCACUCAGCCGCUCUAUCCGGGGUUUGGGGUCAAUUUAGGAUCAACAGUGAAACUCUCAUCUGCAGAGAUUCUAUGAAUAAGAGUACUAUAGACAGGUUUAAGCAUGCUGAUUGCAGAUAGCAGCUGCCUCUCUCCCAUCUAUCCGGUGACAAUCCCAAUACAGUUUAAUCCAAACCGAUAACUGGACUCAUGACGUUUCAUUACAACACAAACUGCAGGUGACCGUGUCCAAGGCCAAUACAAGGAUUGUCCAACUGCUGGGUUUUGAUUUGAUUUUUUUUUUGUUCAAUGUUUUGUAAUAUUGUGCAAUAAAUAAUUGUGAUUGAU
Pimephales promelas (fathead minnow) is the source of this 2319-nucleotide messenger RNA. RefSeq names its product E3 ubiquitin-protein ligase TRIM16. The record is from RefSeq and is a predicted model, not a curated record. Gene Ontology annotation, molecular function: protein binding; zinc ion binding. NCBI's taxonomy places the organism in Eukaryota, Metazoa, Chordata, Actinopteri, Cypriniformes, Leuciscidae.